AUGAGGAAAAGGGCCCGACACACAGCAACCAGGGAGGAAUAUAAUUCCGAGGGUUAUAUUAGUUCUUUGCCGGAUGAUAUUCUUGUUUCAAUAAUAUCACGAUUACCGCUUAAGGAAGCUGCAAUUACUAGUAAUGUAUCAAAGACGUGGAGGUACCUGUGGACAAAUUUAGCUACACUAGAUUUUAAUGCUAAUGACACAUUGGAUAGAAUAGCUGCAAAUCCCAAACUGCGUAGCUCUGAGAGGCCAAAAUACAUUAAUUGGGUGAACCGAGUUGUGAGGCAGCAUAGUGGGUCCACAUUGAAUGCAUUCCGGAUUUGUUUUGAUUUGGACAAGAGUUCUAAGUCUGCAAUCGAUAAUUGGGUUAAGUUUUCAAUUGCGAAGAGGGUUCAGAAGCUUGAGUUGGAUUUGUUGGAAAAUGGGGAAACCCUUCGCCAGCCCUCGCGCAACUAUGUUUUCCCGCACAAGCUUUUGAGCCAAUGUAAAGGGUCUUCACUGAAGCAUAUCCGUACAAGUUUUCCUGGAAUGCAGCCUUGUGCGUUAAGUGGGUUGAAGUAUCUUAAAACAUUGUCUUUGAAAUGCGUGAAUGUGAGUGAAGAAGCAUUGGAGUAUUUUCUGUCCAACUGUCUAGUUCUUCAAUCUCUAUCAAUACAUGGCUCAGGGGAUUUAGUGAAUGUGAAAAUUAGUGGCUUAAAGCUUAAGUUGAAGUACCUAGAGAUUGUGUUCUGUUUGGGCUUAGAAUCUAUUGAGAUCUCUAAUGUGAACCUUGUCUCGUUCAGUUAUUUGGGGCCUGGGAUCAAUUUGCUUAUUGAAAAUGUUCCAAUGCUCAGCGAGAUCUCCAUUGGUGAGGGGUAUUCUGGGUUGGAAAAUAAUGUUUUUGGCCAGCUUUCUUGCUGUCUGUAUCAGUUAGAGGUUCUUACGUUGGACAUAUAUCGUCCCGAGGAGAACAUAAAGGUUUUUGCUUUCCCUAAGUUACCCAACUUGAAGCAAUUAAUAUUAAAAGUUGGAGCAUGGGACGAUGAUAGUCUUCUUGAGUUCAGUUCCCUUAUACAGGCUUGCCCUUAUUUGCAAAGAUUUGUGUUGCAGUUGAUAUGGAUGUCGCCCUCGAAGAGAAGAAGAAAAAUAAGGCAGGCCGCAAAAUUUCCACUUGAGUACCUGAAAAUGGUAGAGAUUGCUGGCUAUUAUGGUCGUACUAGUGAUGCUGAACUUGUCAUGUACUUUAUCGAGAAUGCUGUUUCCCUCCAGAAAAUCGUUAUAGAUCCACGCAACCAAAUUUUGGAUCGAACUCCUGUAAGGAUUGCUCAAAUGAAAAAGGAGGAAGCUGCUCGGAAACGUGCCAAACAGCAGCUUGAACCAAAAAAGCCUCCAGGAGUCCAUUUAAUUAUUCUUUAA
Molecule: messenger RNA, 1392 nt
Organism: Fraxinus pennsylvanica
Lineage: Eukaryota; Viridiplantae; Streptophyta; Magnoliopsida; Lamiales; Oleaceae
Source: the annotation of a GenBank genome assembly